AUUCUCCACCCCUUUCCACUCUCAUUCAUUUUCCCCUGUCCUCUCUCUGUCUCUAUCUCCCUUAUAUAUUUAUACCCUCAUUUCCCCAAGCCGCCACCCAUUUCUUGAAACUCACAAUCCCAAUUGGUAAACAACACUAAAAAGGCAUGGAAAUGGUGGUGGCAGUGCCUCCUCCUCCACCUUCUUCUUCCAUGGACUUUAACUUUGAUAGCAACUGUUCCUCUCCUUACAUCACUGCACCUUCUAGCCCCCAACGCUUUGGCAACUUCUUCUUCAGUGCUCCCACUAGCCCCACUCGCAGACACUCCUCUGCUUCCACUCCCAACACCACCGAAGACGAGUUUGAAUUCGACUUCAGUGGUCAACUCCAGAGACCUUCCCUUUCCGCCGAAGAACUGUUCCUUGGCGGAAAGAUUAGACCUCUCAAACCCCUUUCCCCUUCGUCGAAUAAAAGAAGAGAGAAAAGGGUUAUCGAAGAAUCAUCAUCACUAUUAUCAUCACCACCUCCACAACGUAAGCUAGGUAGGGAAAGAGCUUCAUCAUUUUCCAUUUCCUCUGCUACCCCUUUAAAAGGUCGCAGAGGAAGUGGAAUUCAAGUCGUGUCUUGUGAUGACACGUCAUCACAAGGGGAGAAGAGUAACAGCAGCAAAACCUCGGAAAGUGUUUCUAACUCCUCGUUUUUGUCGUCGAUUUCGUUCGGGAAAGGGUACCGAAAGUGGAGGCUGAAGGAUUUUCUUUUGUUCCGAAGCGCCUCCGAGGGAAGAGCUUCGGACAAGGAUCCCUUUCGGAAGUACGCGGUUCUGUCCAAAACGACGGCGCACGAGGAUGUCCGGAACGUGAGUUUCCGGUCCGCGGAGAGUUCCGGUUCGGUUUCGAGACGGAGAGGACCGGUUUCGGCUCACGAGUUGCAUUACACCGUGAACCGGGCUGCUUCAGUGGAGUUGAAGAAGAAAACGUUGUUGCCUUAUAAGCAGGGCUUGUUGGGGUGCUUGGGCUUCAACCCUGGCAUGCAUCACUUAAGCGCAAGAAUUGGGUCUUAGUUAACGUUUUGAUUAAAUUGUGAUUUUGGUGAUAGAAACCUUAAAACAAUUUAAUGUUAUGAUAAAUUACAAGCAAAUGUGAGUAGUGUGGUCACAGCUAUCAUGGUCUCUCGACUCUGCUUUCUCCACAAUGUUAAUAUUAUUAUGAUAGUGAUUGUUGCCGUGAAUGGUAAUUUCAAGUUUUGUUUUUUCAAUUUUCUUUAUAUAUUCUCAUUUUUUUGUUGUUGGUUC
Molecule: messenger RNA, 1271 nt
Organism: Glycine soja
Lineage: Eukaryota; Viridiplantae; Streptophyta; Magnoliopsida; Fabales; Fabaceae
Exons: 1
Coding region: 147-1040 (297 amino acids)
Source: RefSeq, a predicted model, not a curated record